Messenger RNA from Rosa rugosa (rugosa rose), 525 nucleotides. RefSeq names its product H/ACA ribonucleoprotein complex subunit 3-like protein. Lineage: Eukaryota; Viridiplantae; Streptophyta; Magnoliopsida; Rosales; Rosaceae. Gene Ontology annotation, biological process: ribosome biogenesis; snRNA pseudouridine synthesis; rRNA pseudouridine synthesis. The coding region runs from base 110 to 304 and encodes 64 amino acids. Gene Ontology annotation, molecular function: box H/ACA snoRNA binding; telomerase RNA binding. The transcript has 4 exons. Gene Ontology annotation, cellular component: box H/ACA snoRNP complex; box H/ACA telomerase RNP complex. The record is from RefSeq and is a predicted model, not a curated record.
UAUAUAGUGUGUAAAAUCUCAGGAGUCUUCCUCUUCUUAAACCCUAGGGCGAACCCUCCUCCGCGCCUACAUUUGAGCUUUUCAGGAGGUUGAAUAAGAAAGAGUUACUAUGUAUCUUCAGUUCUACAUCAACGAGAAUGGUGAUAAAGUCUACACCACCAAGAAAGAAUCACCACUGGGGCUUGCUACGCAAUCUGCCCACCCUGCCCGCUUCUCCCCUGAUGACAAGUAUUCAAGGCAAAGAUAUCUUCUGAAGAAGCGCUUUGGAUUGUUGCCAACCCAGCAGUCUCCUCUCAAAUACUGAAGAUUUCAUAGGGGGCGGUCAGCUGCAUUCAUGUCUUCUAUAUGGUGUUUCCACCAGUCUGAAAAGUCUUCCUUUGGAACUGGAACUGUCUAUGACUUGAUAGGAAUGUUAUCUUGUUGAACAUUUGCUUUUGGGACUGUAAUGUAGUAGUAGCACAGAUCGUUAUAGACUGCUUAUUGUUAUCUUAAGCGUACUUGAUUUCUAUAAAUACUUUUUGAAAA